UUUCACAAUGACAGAAAUAGGAAACUUACCAAUGCUAAAACACACUAAAAAGCCUGUGCUUAAGUGUCCAAUAUGUGGGAAAACUUUUUUAACUCAGUUAGCAAUGAAGGUUCAUAUAUUGUAUCACACAGGCGAGCGCCCCUUUAAAUGUUUGAUGUGUGACAAAACCUUUACCCAGAAACAUAAUGCAAAGAGUCAUGUGUUGACACACACAGGGAAUAAACCUUAUAAGUGCACUACCUGUGGAAAAUCAUUUUCAUACAAACAUCAUUUGAUGUCACAUACGUUGUCAGUUCAUACAGAAGAGAAACCUUAUAAGUGUACAACAUGUGGAAAAUCCUAUAACCGCAAAUACGGUUUGAAGGUACAUAUAUUGUCAAUUCAUACAGAAGAGAGACCUUAUAAGUGCACAACAUGUGGAAAAUCCUUUAAAUGCAAAAACUAUUUAAAGUCACAUACAUUGUCAGUUCAUACAAAAGAGAGACCUUAUAAGUGCACUACUUGUGGAAAAUCCUUUGCAUCAACAUUCCUUUAUAACAGACAUGUAUUAAUACAUAGCAAUGAGCGUCCUCACAAGUGUUCUACAUGUGGAAAAUCAUUUUUAUGCAAAUACAAGUUGAAGUCGCAUACAUUGUCCGUUCAUACAGAAGAGAGACCUUAUAAGUGCACAACAUGUGGAAAAUCCUUUAAACGCAAAAACUAUUUAAAGUCACAUACAUUGUCAGUUCAUACAAAAGAGAGACCUUAUAAGUGCACUACUUGUGGAAAAUCCUUUGCAUCAACAUUCCUUUAUAACAGACAUGUAUUAAUACAUAGCAAUUAG
Molecule: messenger RNA, 823 nt
Organism: Macrosteles quadrilineatus (aster leafhopper)
Lineage: Eukaryota; Metazoa; Arthropoda; Insecta; Hemiptera; Cicadellidae
Product: gastrula zinc finger protein XlCGF8.2DB-like
Exons: 1
Coding region: 8-823 (271 amino acids)
Biological process (GO): regulation of transcription by RNA polymerase II
Molecular function (GO): RNA polymerase II cis-regulatory region sequence-specific DNA binding; DNA-binding transcription factor activity
Source: RefSeq, a predicted model, not a curated record